Molecule: messenger RNA, 1866 nt
Organism: Telopea speciosissima
Lineage: Eukaryota; Viridiplantae; Streptophyta; Magnoliopsida; Proteales; Proteaceae
Product: putative clathrin assembly protein At1g03050
Exons: 2
Coding region: 1-1866 (621 amino acids)
Biological process (GO): vesicle budding from membrane; clathrin coat assembly; clathrin-dependent endocytosis
Cellular component (GO): clathrin-coated vesicle; clathrin-coated pit
Molecular function (GO): SNARE binding; phosphatidylinositol-4,5-bisphosphate binding; clathrin heavy chain binding
Source: RefSeq, a predicted model, not a curated record
AUGGGGCGAAGCAGGAUCCGUAAGGCCGUCGGGGCUAUGAAGGACAAGACUAGCAUUGGGCUGGCGAAGGUGAGCAGCAGCAGCAACUCCAUCUCCGACAUCGAGGUGGCCAUUGUAAAGGCGACACGGCACGACGAACAACCGGCGGAGGAGAGGCACAUUAAGGCGGUACUAUGCUUAACAAGUUACUCCCCUGCCUACAUUACUGCCUGCGUCAACACAUUGUCAAGGAGACUAAACAAAACAAAGAAUUGGACGGUGGCACUGAAGACACUCAUAUUAAUCCAUCGUCUCCUAUUGGAAGGGGAUCCCGCUUAUGAAUCUGAGAUCUUCUUUGCCACCCGCCGUGGUACUCGACUUCUCAACAUGUCUGAUUUUAGGGAUACUUCCCAAUCCAACUCCUGGGAUUUCUCUGCUUUUGUACGUACUUUUGCUCUCUAUCUUGAAGACAGACUUGAGUUUCGUAUGCACGGUCGUCGUGGUCGCAGAAAUGGCCUCCGCUACGGAUGCGAUGAUGAUGAAGAUCAAGAGACUGCGCGGUCGCCCACGGUCAAGACCUGUACUACUACUGCUACUCCCGCUCGUGAUCUCAAGAGUAUUGACCGCAUCCUUACUAGGGUUCAACACCUUCAACGAAUCCUUGAGCGAUUCCUUGCAUGUCGACCAACAGGAGCGGCGAAACACAACCGGGUGGUGAUCGUGACCAUUUUACCGUUGAUAAAAGAGAGCAUCCAAAUAUACCACGACAUAGCCGAAAUCAUGGGCAUCAUGAUCGAUCGUUUCAUGGAUCUGGAAGUCCGGGACUGUGUUCGAAUCCACGAUAUUUUCGCCCGACUUAGGAAACAGUUCGACGAGCUUGACUCGUUCUACAUUUGGUGCAAACAAAUCGGUAUCGGCAGGUCCUCCGAGUACCCAGAGAUUGAGAGAAUCACUGCCAAGAAGCUUGAGGUCAUGGACGAGUUCAUCCGAGACAAAUCUGCUCUUGCUCAGAAGAAGAGAGCCAUCAACAACCAUUCCGAACAACAAAUUACAAUCGUCCCCCAAGAAAAGGAGAAGAAAGAGGAGAUGGUGGAACAGAAAGAAAAAGAAGAAGAUAUAUGGAAGAAGAUCAAAGCGUUGCCGCAACCCACCGUAGAGAAGAAGCAAGAAGCCUCCAUCACCACCACCACCACCACCACCACCACCACCACCCAAAAAGAAGAAGCAGACUUGUUGAAUCUCCACGAUAAUAAUAACGAUACGAUGAGCAUAGAAGAACAUGGCGACAAAUUGGCCUUGGCCUUGUUUGACGGUGUCCCAGCAACGUCAUCGGCAUCAUCGCAACCGCCAGGAUGGGAAGCUUUCAUUUCGGAAGACUCUGGAGGGGAUUGGGAGACUGCAUUGGUGCAGUCGGCCAGCAAACUGUCGAACCAGAAGACAUCGCUUGCCGGGGGUUUCGAUAUGUUGUUGCUUGACGGCAUGUAUCAACAACAGUCGGUUGCUAAUGCAACGGCACAAGGUGCCUAUGGAAGCACCGGGAGCGCAAGUAGCAUAGUAAUGUCAGCUGCUAAACCGGCGACGCUGGCAUUGCCCGCACCACCAGUUUCCAGCAAUAAUAUUACUGGUGGUGUUGAUCCAUUCGCUGCAUCUCUAGCGGUUCCGCCGCCUGCCUACGUGCAGAUGUCGGAGUUGGAGAAGAAGCAGAAUCUAUUGAUGGAAGAGCAGAUGAUGUGGCAACAGUAUGCAAGGGAUGGGAUGCAAGGGCAACAAGGUCUUUUGAAACUGCAACAAAAUCACCACUACUAUGGCUAUGGCUAUGGCUAUGGGUAUCCCUACUCCAACUCCAACAACUACUACACCAACAUGGGAGGUACACGUAGCUACUGA